CGAUGUUUCCAAAGGUCUCUACGAUGUCUUAUCGAUAUUUGGCCAUCGCCACCUCUAGAGCGCAGCCAACUUCACUCGCCUUGUUCUUUUUUCCGGUUGACUUUAACGAGAAAGAUGCCAGGCGUCACAGUGAAGGAUAUUGACCAGCACGCGGUUACCAAGGCGGUCGCCGUCUUCUUGAAGAAGACUGGCAAGUUGAAGGUGCCCGACCAGAUGGACAUCGUGAAGACCGCCAAAUUCAAGGAGCUGGCGCCCUACGAUCCCGACUGGUUCUACGUUCGCUGCGCCUCGAUCCUGCGCCACCUGUACCACCGCAGUCCCGCUGGUGUGGGCUCCAUCACCAAGAUCUACGGCGGACGCAAGCGCAACGGCGUCCACCCGUCGCACUUCUGCCGCGCCGCCGACGGUGCUGCCCGCAAGGCGCUCCAGGCUCUGGAGCACGCCCGCCUGGUCGAGAAGCACCCGGACGGUGGCCGCAAACUGAGCUCCAUCGGACAGCGGGAUCUGGACCGGAUCGCAAACCAGAUCGUGGUCAAGCAGCGCGAUGCCGCCAAGCAGACCGGGCCCCUUGUUAUUUCCAAGUAAUCACGCAGCGGCGCCCUUUCGAAUUCUAAAAUCGCAUUUUUAGACUUCCCAUUGUAAGCGCUUUUUGUUUGCACGACAGAGAUGAGAUGAAAUAAAACCAACCACAAUUUGUAAAAGUCUA
This is a messenger RNA of Drosophila suzukii, 706 nucleotides long. Lineage: Eukaryota; Metazoa; Arthropoda; Insecta; Diptera; Drosophilidae. The record is from RefSeq and is a predicted model, not a curated record.